CAACAUCGACAACCGGCUACCAUCGCUACCCCACAACCACCCCACCACCAGCACCCACAACAGCGACGAGAACGAUGAUGGUGAGACGUCAGGCCAGCGUCCAUCUCACCCACUCUCCCAUGAGGGCGGACGACGACCGACCGACAAGGACGCACUGCACUUCACAAUGUUCACGGUUACCGGGAUGACCGUGCUUACGUCACCGGACAUAGCGGACACAGUGUUGUCGUAUGGGAAGAAGUCCGAUCUAUGAUCCAGUCAAAAUCGUUUUCGCGUCCUCCGGUCGGUCGCUCUCACUCUCACCACCGGCUGGCUGACUGGCUGGCGUAGCCGUCCGUCGUCGUUGGUUGUCGUUGUUCCACGAGUUGUCGCUAAGGCGCAUCCUAA
Haemonchus placei is the source of this 387-nucleotide messenger RNA. The record is from the annotation of a GenBank genome assembly. NCBI's taxonomy places the organism in Eukaryota, Metazoa, Nematoda, Chromadorea, Rhabditida, Trichostrongylidae.